This is a messenger RNA of Lycium ferocissimum, 1761 nucleotides long. Its product is annotated as protein FRIGIDA-like. The record is from RefSeq and is a predicted model, not a curated record. NCBI's taxonomy places the organism in Eukaryota, Viridiplantae, Streptophyta, Magnoliopsida, Solanales, Solanaceae. The transcript has 3 exons. The coding region runs from base 108 to 1670 and encodes 520 amino acids.
GACCUGUUUGGCCAAUAUUAAAUUGAAAGGGAAGGAUGGAACAACAUAGCACUGGAGACACUUUGGGGGCAGUUUGAUUCUUCUCUUAUUGCUUAUCACAUUUUCCAAUGGAGAAACUGGCCCCGACCCAGACUUCCACCUCCACCACACCGCGGCAGCAGACGGCUGAUACCACCACCACCCCAUCACCACCCCCAAACCAAAAUGACUCAAAUACCCUCGAAACCCUCUGCAAAACAAUGAACGGUAAAGGACUACGAACUUACAUAAUCUCCCAACUCCCACACAACAAACCCACGCUUCUUCAACAACUCCCAAUCGCAUUAAAACUUGCAGCCAACCCAUCAAAACUUGUACUUACCACUAUAGGUGACUUCUACGCAAAAAGGGGAAAAUCUUUAGACCAAGAUACACAAAUCAUUUCCUUAAGGGAAGCAUCUGCAUUGGUUUUGGAGUGUUUCUUGUUGAUGGGUUUCGAUGAAAUCGAUGAAGGGGUUAAAGAAGAAGCUAAACAAGCUGCAGUGAUAUGGAGAAGAAGAUUGGUUGAUGAAAGAGGUAUAAAAAAGGCUAGUGUAAUGGAUGCUAGGGGAUUGUUGUUGCUUAUUGGCUGUUUUGGGAUACCUGAAAUUUUUAUAAAUGAGGAUGUUAGGGAUUUGAUUCGAGUGAGUAAAAUGAGAGAGAUUUCUAGUGCACUCAGGAAAUCAAAUGUGCUAAUGGAAAAGAUUCCAGAAAUAAUAGAGGGCAUGGUGAAGAAUAAGCUGGAAGUUGAAGCUGUAGAUGCCGUUUAUACUUUUGGGGUUGAGGAAAAAUGUAGCCCUUACACAAUUUUGUCAUCGUUUUUAGAAGAACUUAAAGAAUCUCUGAAGAAAAAGAAAUGGAAAUCACAUGGAGCAUUCGCUGUUGUGAAUGAAGCAAACAAGAGGGAGUUGUCUACUAUGAGAUCUGUCAUGGAAUGUUUGGAAGCCCACAACAUUGAUCCCUCAAAGCUUAUUGCACGAUUUCGUAUCAGUGACAGAAUUAUUAGCUUGGAAGAAAAAAUUGCUAGGGAAGAUCAAAGAAGGAAGAAUGUGGUGCCAAAUUGGAGAUUUAAUAAAACUAGGUUGUCCGAAAGGAUCGAAGACAGACAAGCAAAACGGACACGUAUACUAGGUUUGGAACAGCAAAGAACUGUCAAUUACAUCAGUAGCCAGAGAAGCCCUUUGUUAACAGGUGGAACUGCUGGCCACACUUAUGGUUAUUCUGUGCCACCACCAGUAUUUCCUGGACCUGUUGCAGGCCCGAUUCCCGAUACUGUUCCUGGCUCAUAUGCUGGAUUUCGUCGGAGGAUGCCCGUUGAGGAUAAAGCUGGGCAAAUAGGAGGUUACAAUAAUCAGUUAUAUGGAUGGCAAGGGGAUGCAUCCAUGCACCACGAGAGGGCAAUCUCUCACAACUAUGGAUACAGGCCAUCGGCACCGUGGCAAGGCUCUAUGGGGUUGCCGAAUGCACUUCCUGUUGGUCGGGGUAACCGGAACGCUGCUUCGGAUCUCUAUCAGUUGGCUAAUGCUGUUCCAGGAACUGCACCAUUAUAUCAGAACAGUGGCUCCCAUGCAAUAGGUGCUGUUCACUCUGUUAACCAUCAUUCAUCCUACUUGUACCCACCUGGGACAUAUUAUCCCCAAGGCAUGCAGUAACUACAACUUUGUAGUUUCUCUUGUAGUAAACUUUUUUGGGUGUAAAUUAUACAGUUUAAAUGUGGUUUAAGGAAACAUUAUGUGUUGCUUC